Molecule: messenger RNA, 2328 nt
Organism: Aspergillus nidulans FGSC A4
Lineage: Eukaryota; Fungi; Ascomycota; Eurotiomycetes; Eurotiales; Aspergillaceae
Exons: 3
Coding region: 91-2328 (745 amino acids)
Cellular component (GO): membrane
Molecular function (GO): flavin adenine dinucleotide binding; long-chain-alcohol oxidase activity; oxidoreductase activity, acting on CH-OH group of donors
Source: RefSeq, a predicted model, not a curated record
GGGGAUCGCAUUUCUAUUCUUCUGCCCACUCUCGUUGGUUGAUUAUCCUUACACCGCUUGCGGAGUUGAGCGUCGCCAUUGUCGUCCGCAAUGACAGAACAACUCGUUUCGUUCACGCCUCUGGUCGCCCCAAUAUCCCCUGUCUCUAACGAACAGGUGUUUAACGACUUGCAAUGGAAAACACUCUUAUCUUUGGCUGAUACUGUCAUCCCGUCUGUGCGUGGCCCCCGGGCCCGCAAAUCGCGCGCUACCAAGGUUGUACCACAGGCGAAGCUAGACGCUGCGCUCGAGACUUUAAGGGCCUCCAUCCGCGGCCCCGACGCAGAUACCCUUGUAACACAGUACUUGGAGGAAAAUUUAACCUCCAUCCCGGAGGUUCGCCAAGCAUUGCAGCGGCUCUUCACUCAGCAUGUGCACAAGGAAGGACGAAAUGGACUGAGUAUGAUCCUCAGUGCUUUGAAUACGAAAGCCGGCUCUUUGCUACUUACGGGCUCGAUGAUCCCUAUUCAGGACCAACCCUUCUAUGUCCGAGAGCAGAUUUUCCAGGGCUGGAGUGACUCGCGCUUGCCACCGGUGCGCGCCGUCUAUCGCGCCCUCACUGCGAUCUUUAAGAAGGUGUGGGUUACGUUCAGUCCUAGCCUUUAUCCGACGCUUGGAGUUCCCCAUGUUCCCAUCUAUGGAACCCCGCAAAAUGGCUUCCAAUUCGAGUUUUUGCAAUUCCCCCCAGGGCAGAAACCAGAGAUGAUCGAAACAGAUGUGCUCAUCAUCGGAAGCGGCUGUGGUGGCAGCGUCGCCGCCAAAAACCUUGCAGAAGCCGGCAAGAGGGUCAUUGUAGUGGACAAGGGCUAUUCAUUCACAAACCAGCAUUUCCCCAUGAAGCCCAAUGAAGGUUUCAACAAUCUGUUCGAGUCUGCUGGUGCCGUCAUGAACGAUGAGAGUUCGAUGGCCGUUCUCUUUGGCUCUACCUGGGGUGGUGGUGGUACCGUCAACUGGUCCGCCUCGCUUCAGACUCAAGCUUAUGUUCGCCGUGAAUGGGCCAAGCGAGGCCUCCCGUUCUUUACCUCCUUGGAGUUUCAAAAUAGCUUGGAUCGCGUCUGUGACAGGAUGGGCGUCAGCGCCGACCAUAUCAACCACAACAAGUCCAACCGCAUGAUCCUUGAGGGAUCUCGAAAGCUAGGUUAUUCAGCCAAGCCGGUGCCGCAGAACACCGGUGGCACUACGCACUACUGUGGACACUGCACAUUGGGCUGCCAUACCGGUGGCAAGAAGGGCCCAAUCGAAACUUAUCUAGUAGAUGCUGCGAACGCGGGGGCGACAUUCAUUGAAGGAUUCGAUGUCGAGCGAGUCCUCUUUUCCAAGAAGAAGGCCGGGAAAGUCGCUACUGGUGUUCUCGGUACAUGGGUUUCCCGCGAUGCACACUUUGGUGUCUCUGGUCUUGGCGCCGUCAAGCGCAAGAUUAUUGUCAGAGCGAAGAAAGUCAUUGUCUCUGGUGGAUCACUGCAUAGCCCGCUCUUGCUCAUACGGAGUGGCAUCAAGAACUCGAAUAUUGGUCGUAACCUGUAUCUGCACCCUGUUGCCGUUGCGCAUGCCGUCUUCGACGAGGAGAUUCGCCCAUGGGAGGGGGCUUGUUUGACCGCGGCUGUCAACGAGUUUGAGGACAUUGACGGUCACGGCCAUGGAUUCAAGCUCGAGGCCUUGUCCAUGCUUCCCGCAGCGAUUCUUCCCAUAUUUACCUGGAGGGAUGGUCUGGACUACAAGCUUCAGGUCGCCAAGUUGCCUCGCUCAGCUGGCUUUAUCACGCUCGUCAGAGACCGAGACCCUGGACGUGUAUACCCCGACCCGAACGACGGCCGAGUGCGAAUUGACUAUGACGUUUCCGGAUUUGACCGUAAUCACAUGGUUGAGGGGUUAGUCGCUACCGCCAAGAUUUCUUAUAUUUCAGGAGCCAGAGAGAUUCACACAUCAUACCGGGACAUGCCGCCAUUCAUUCGACCAGCCGAAGACAAGGGUGGCUCUCCCCUGGGAAUCAACGAUCCAGUGUUCCAGGCGUGGAUUGAGGAACUUCGUCGCAAGGCACCGAAGACGUCGGACCGGGUCAUGUGGGCAAGCGCGCACCAGAUGGGAAGUUGCCGGAUGGGUACAUCACCACGUCACAGCGUUGUCGAUCCAGAUGGUCAGGUUUGGGGCACCAAGGGCCUAUAUGUGAUUGAUGCAUCGAUCUUCCCCAGCGCCAGCGGUGUCAAUCCCAUGAUUACCAACAUGGCCAUUGCGGACCACCUGAGUCGAAAGAUCGCCAAGUCGAUGGAGUUUCAAAGCGCACAUCUAUGA